AUGGUUUCGGGUAAUAGCAAAGAACCUCCGUCCGGAGUAGAUAAGCGCACCUUGGAGAAUAUGAAAAUAGCAGAAAAAAUUGGUGCGGAGAGUUUUGAAGAAAAUACACAAAUUCUUCGAAAAAUGGCCUGGCGUGGAGUACGUGCCUUUUUGGUGUGUGGCUUCGGUGUUGCUGCCUUUGGCUAUGCGAUGCGCCGGCGGCGUAUGUAUGAAGAGAUGAAGCGCGCACAGGCACUUGAAGAGGAACCGACUCAGCGUUAUCUUGAGGAGAUGCGGGGGCUAGGUUUUGAUGUGGAUACCUUAGAGGAGGAACUCGAAGCGGAACGAAGGGCCAAACAACUGAAGUGA
This is a messenger RNA of Trypanosoma theileri, 348 nucleotides long. RefSeq lists its product as uncharacterized. The transcript has a single exon. Bases 1 to 348 code for a protein of 115 amino acids. Lineage: Eukaryota; Euglenozoa; Kinetoplastea; Trypanosomatida; Trypanosomatidae. The record is from RefSeq and is a predicted model, not a curated record.